Messenger RNA from Talaromyces rugulosus, 1284 nucleotides. RefSeq lists its product as uncharacterized. NCBI's taxonomy places the organism in Eukaryota, Fungi, Ascomycota, Eurotiomycetes, Eurotiales, Trichocomaceae. The transcript is spliced from 3 exons. The coding region runs from base 1 to 1284 and encodes 427 amino acids. The record is from RefSeq and is a predicted model, not a curated record. Gene Ontology annotation, molecular function: translation release factor activity. Gene Ontology annotation, biological process: translational termination.
AUGGUCCCUGGGAGGAUGUUUGGAGCAAGCGCCAUAUUCUCAAGAUGUGUCCGGCACUCGGUCACGAGCUCAAGGAGAUACUUUCCCAUCAGCCAGAGACGGUUUGAAUCGUCAGUCGCCGGUAUAUCAGAAGUGCUAUUCACCCGGGCUCGUUCGAUCGCGAAACAACAUGACGAACUUUCAGCAACCCUGAGCGAGGGUUUCGAUCCCAAAGUCGCAAAGCGCGUGGGUGAACUGGCGCCUAUUGUCAAGGUUUUGAAGGAUUGGGACAAAGCCAAUGAUAGCAUCGCAGAAUUGGAAGCACUACUUGAAGACCCCGAAACUGACUCGGAACUAAAAUCGCUCGCUAUCGAGGAUCUCGACCAUACCAAAUCGACACUUCCGACCGUAUCGGAGGAAUUGAAAAAAGCCCUUAUCCCGCGACACCCUUUCGCUACUCUCCCAUGUCUUUUAGAAAUCAGGCCCGGUGCCGGCGGCGACGAGGCGGGACUCUUCGCUCUAGAGCUGCUGAGGAUGUACACUUCGUUUUGCUCGAGCAACGGGCUGCGCGCGACUAUCGUGAAGCAAGACAUGGAAGAUGCGGUAUCGACGGCAGACGCGCGCCUCACCGAAGCCGUGGUGGAGAUCGAGACGCCCGGCAGUUACGAUAUCCUGAGGACCGAGAUUGGAGUGCAUCGCGUGCAGAGAGUGCCAGCGACAGAGACCAAAGGCCGCACGCAUACUAGCGCUGUCAGCGUGAUGAUUCUGCCCAGUUUCCCAGAGACAGCAGCAGCAAACGAUGGGGCUGUGAAUUUCGAAGACCCAAACAGUGACUACUAUGUCGAUCCGCAGGAAGUGCGGUUAGAAAAGAUGCGAGCCAGUGGUGCUGGAGGUCAGCAUGUAAACAAGACAGAAUCUGCGAUUCGAUUAACCCAUAUUCCGACGGGGGUCACCGUCUCCAUGCAAGAUUCGAGAUCCCAACACGCCAACCGCAAAAGCGCCUGGCAGCUGCUCCGAGCCAAGCUCGCCGAGAGGAAACGAGAGGCUCGCGAGGAAGAGAUGGUCAAGCUGCGAAGAGGCGCAAUGGGCGGCGUGGCUAGGAUGGGCCGGGGUGACAAAGUCCGGACUUACAAUUUCAGUCAGAGUCGAUGCACCGACCAUCGAAGCGGAGCUACAAUACAUGAUCUAUCGAAUGUACUCGAUGGCGGCCAUGGGCUAGAAACAAUCAUGGACAGUGUCCGAAAGUGCCUGGGGGACCGCGAUGUAGAAGACAUGAUCGCGGAGGAGAAGCUGAAAAAGGAGUAA